Molecule: messenger RNA, 1446 nt
Organism: Wallemia ichthyophaga EXF-994
Lineage: Eukaryota; Fungi; Basidiomycota; Wallemiomycetes; Wallemiales; Wallemiaceae
Exons: 2
Coding region: 1-1446 (481 amino acids)
Source: RefSeq, a predicted model, not a curated record
AUGUCUACGCUUUUUACUGGGUAUGGGGGAUGUACGGGUAAGCAGGAUAAUCAAGAUAAGCAGGAAGUGCAAUUCAUCCCUACGCACACCACCAACUCAUCGAUCACCACCCCCACCCGCUCGGCAUUCGAGCAUGACGACAUGGAAGAACGCGGCACACUUGACACACAACCUAUUAUUGAAACACCCUCCGCACACACGCUCUCCCGCGUAGCCAGCAAGAUACGCAACAAAUGCACACCACUCUCUCACCAACGCUCCUCGUUCAGCGGUGGGAACAACAGCAACGGUAGUGGAGACAGUCACAAGGCGUAUACACAGGCACAAUCGAGCAUGAGCACCGGUGGUAUCGGUCUCAUGAACCGCUCAACCUCCUCUCUACCCUCACCACCACCACCCACUUGGCAGAAAUUGCGGGGUGAUUCUCCGAAACAGUCACAGUCACAGUCACAAUCAUGUUCACGGUCACUGCCGCGUCCACAAUCACAUGUUUCACUCUACUCUGGCCACUCUAGCUACUCGCAUUACUCAGGUAUGAAAAAUUUAGCAGCUGCAUCGCACGAGAUAGUAAACACGCCGAGUAUCCAUAACUCUGCACAAUCCGAUCACUCAAAGCACUCAACUCACCCUGCUCUCCCCGGCCUGGCUGAGGCUAUUGAGCCACACUGCCAGAACACGCAGGGUGCUCUACGGGCAGUGCCUGCGGUGCGCAGUCGGUGUGGUGCCUGGAGCGAUGUCUAUAGGUGUAAGGAUGAGGAUGGUGAUGCGAGUGGGAAUGGCAAUGGCAUUAGACAUAGAAAUAGGAAUGACGAUAACCAUUGCAAUCGCAAUCCGCUCGCUGUGGAACCCUUGUCUAGCACACAAGACACGAAAUGCACACCACACAUACCUCGAACACCCCAAACACCCCAAACACCCGACACUCCCGACACUCGCAUCCGCUACUCGCACGCCAAGAAAAAGGUCUGGGUGAGUGAGGAAGCCCAAACGGUGGAGGCGUGGGUAAAAGCAAUGAGAAGCGGGAGUGCGAGUGUAGACGCCAACACCCUCUCACUCACAAAGUUGCUAACAUGUCUGCGCAAAUACGACGACAUGGCCACACUCACACUAAUUGAAGAACAUCUAGCUGAUAGGACGACGGCGACGAACAGUCUCAAUCAUCUGCUUCUAUCCAAACGACACAACCUGCAUACAUUGCACAGUGCGUCUGUCGUCAAAGUUCCCGCACACUUCCUGCCUCUCUUAUCCUCAGAAGAGAUUGACGAGAUUGGGGGGAAUGAUAUGAAAAUCAUCUUGAAUAGCACUAACACGCUUAAUCUGUUACAGUUGUUGGAAUCUAACAGACUGCUCGUCAGUCCUUCCAUGGCGUCAAAGCUCAGCGAAUCACCUUGCUUGUCAUUCAAGCUGCGCAUACACAACGAAGACUACCUGACUAUCGAUAUGUGA